Molecule: messenger RNA, 2908 nt
Organism: Phascolarctos cinereus (koala)
Lineage: Eukaryota; Metazoa; Chordata; Mammalia; Diprotodontia; Phascolarctidae
Gene: ENTPD7
Product: ectonucleoside triphosphate diphosphohydrolase 7
Biological process (GO): CTP metabolic process; UDP catabolic process
Cellular component (GO): membrane; Golgi apparatus
Molecular function (GO): GDP phosphatase activity; UDP phosphatase activity; ribonucleoside triphosphate phosphatase activity
Source: RefSeq, a predicted model, not a curated record
GGACGAGGAAGCCUCCUUGUCAGGGGAAAAGGAAAAGGAGGUGACAGGGGCUGAGCCCCCCACCCCGCCCCGAGGGAGCCCAUGGCCAGGAUUAGUUUUUCAUAUCUCUGCCCGGCUUCCUGGUAUUUUACUGUACCUACAGUGAGUCCAUUUGCACGUCAGCGGGUAGCCUUUCUGGGACUUUUCCUCAUAUCUUGUCUCCUUCUACUUAUGGUUGUAGUGGACUUUCGACACUGGGGCUCUCCCUCACCUCAAGAUAGACAAUAUGAAAGGUAUUUAGCUCGAGUAGGAGAACUGGAGGCCACAGAUACUGAAGACCUAACUCUGAAUUAUGGCCUUGUGGUAGACUGUGGCAGCAGUGGCUCCAGGAUUUUUGUUUAUUUUUGGCCACGUCAUAAUGGGAAUCCACAUGAUUUGCUGGAUAUCAAACAGAUGAGAGAUCGCAAUAGCCAACCAGUGGUUAAAAAAAUCAAACCAGGGAUUUCUGCAAUGGCAGAAACUCCAGAACAUGCCAGCGAUUACCUUCGCCCUCUACUGAGUUUUGCUGCUGCUCAUGUGCCUGUGAAGAAACACAAGGAGACACCUCUCUAUAUCCUGUGCACAGCGGGCAUGAGACUUCUUCCAGAGAGCAAGCAGUUAGCUAUACUGGCUGAUCUGGUGAAAGAUUUGCCCUUGGAGUUUGACUUCCUCUUUUCACAUUCUCAAGCCGAAGUAAUCUCUGGAAAGCAAGAAGGUGUUUAUGCAUGGAUUGGGAUCAACUUUGUUUUGGGAAGAUUUGACCAUGAAGAUGAUACAGAAACCCUGGGUCCGCAAGAAUCAGUGGCUGGACGUAGGAGGACAGUAGGGAUACUAGAUAUGGGAGGAGCCUCUCUCCAAAUUGCUUAUGAGGUUCCUACCUCUCCUACUUUCCUUCCUCCAAAACAGGAAGAAGCUGCCAAAGUCCUGCUAGCCGAAUUUAAUCUGGGCUGUGAUGUACAGCAUACAGAGCAUGUUUACAGGGUCUAUGUCACCACCUUUCUGGGUUAUGGGGGCAACUUUGCCCGACAACGCUAUGAAGAUAUGGUGCUGAAUGAAACCUUUACCAAAAAUAGGUUACUGGGCCAACAGACAGGUUUGACUCCAGAAACUCCCUUCCUGGAUCCUUGCUUGCCUGUGGGCCUCGAGGAUGUGGUAGAGAGGAGCAGCCAGGUCUUGCACAUCAGAGGAAGAGGAGAUUGGCUCACGUGUGGGGAGAUGCUGCAGCCGCUGCUCUCCCGGGCCAACGCCAGCCAGGCCUCUUUGAACGGCAUCUACCAGUCCCCAAUUGACUUCAACAACAGCGAGUUCUAUGGCUUCUCAGAGUUCUUUUACUGUACAGAAGAUGUAUUGCGCAUUGGCGGUCGCUAUCAUGGGCCGACCUUUGCCAAGGCUGCUCAGGACUACUGCAGUAUGGCCUGGCCAGUGCUGACUCAGAGGUUCAGGAAUGGCCUCUUCUCAUCACAUGCUGACCAACACCGACUUAAAUAUCAGUGUUUUAAGUCAGCCUGGAUGUACCAAGUCCUCCAUGAAGGAUUCCACUUCCCAUAUAAUUACCCAAACCUGCAGACUGCCCAGUUGGUGUAUGACCGGGAGGUGCAGUGGACCCUAGGAGCCAUUUUGUAUAAAACACGUUUCCUACCACUCAGGGAUUUACGACAGGAAGGUGUCCGGCAGGCCCACAGCGGCUGGUUGCGCCUCUCCUUUGUGUACAACCACUAUCUUUUCUUUGCCUGCAUCCUGGUGGUGCUGCUGGCUAUCGUUCUGUACCUUCUGCGGCUGCGCCGAAUUCACCAUCGACAAGCUAGCUCCGCCCCCUUAGACCUGCUGUGGAUAGAAGACGUGGUGCCCAUCAUCGGGGUGCAGGUGGGACCAUGAUGCUGCUCCAGGAUCAAAGCAUCUCAAGAACCAGAGAACUGAAGCUCAGGCUGCCCUGGCCCCAUCUUGGGCCUGUCUCAGAGGCUGCUUCGAUGAUCUGUGAGACUACUCUUGUGUUGUGUUCUCACACUUUCUCAUGACCAGCUAUCCAGAGAAGCCAUAACCUAAUCUGUGAAGUGAUAGAGCUGACACAGGGCACUCAGCCUUGCUCUACCUAACAGUGCCAACAGGGUAUGCUUCUACCCCUUUAUCAGGGAGGGUUUGGUAUUGGAGGAAUGAGCUAUACCCAGCUUCCACUCCCCUCAGUAAGGAAGGGAGUGUGGCAUUGGGCAAGAGGAUGCUGGAACUUGAGACAUCUGAUACCAAGCCUAAUAGAUGUUAGGAAGCAUGGCAAUCUUUUCUUUCUCUGUAACAGAGAAGUCUCAUAUGUGGAGAUCCACAGCUUUUAAUAAUGAUCCAAGGAUCUUUUGUGACCGUGGACCAGCAGAACUUCUAGGCAACUGAAAUCACACCAAUGAAUUCUCUUUUUACCUGGCAGUGAAGCUCUCAUGGGAUAGCCUAAGACUCUGGCCUAGGCUUGCUGCUAACGUGACUUAAAUGGGAUAUGUCUGUUCCAAGGGCUCCAUUGAAGACUUUUGUUCCUGUCUGCUUGGCAUGGGUCAGUUUUUUCCAUGUCAAUUUGCAGGCAAGGCUAAAGCAGGGGUGGGGAACCUAUGGCCCUAUGGCCCUCAGGCCGCAGGUCCACCACCCCUGGACUAACUCUAGGCAUUAUUUUACUUCUUGAGCCUUACAUGUGCUUAUAGGACUCUGGAAGCUGUGACAGAGCAGGUCCUUGGGUUUUGUUUGGCUUUUUAAUUAGGAUUUCUGAGCCUCUAGGUCUGGGUUCUAAGUUGCCACUUCAUUUCAUUGCCAAGAUAGAUAUAUAGUGUCAGAAGGGAUGUAUAUGUUUGUGUAGAAAGGAAAAGAAAUAGCAGAAUUCUGGGGAAAGGGCAAUAAAAGUCAAGUCUUUUAAAAA